This is a messenger RNA of Trichoderma gamsii, 615 nucleotides long. RefSeq lists its product as hypothetical. Lineage: Eukaryota; Fungi; Ascomycota; Sordariomycetes; Hypocreales; Hypocreaceae. The record is from RefSeq and is a predicted model, not a curated record. The coding region runs from base 1 to 615 and encodes 204 amino acids. Gene Ontology annotation, molecular function: zinc ion binding. The transcript has 2 exons.
AUGGACACCCAAGGUUCUACUCUCAACUCUGCCUAUCCUGGUGAAACUCAUGGAAUUACGCCAGUCCCGGCACCCGACGCGGCAGGGACAGAAAAGAAGCUGAAUGCUGUUACAUCAGAAGAGGACGAGAUCCGCCAGAUGACACUAAAUACAGCAAAUACUUUCCCUAAGUCUGUGCAAUCACAAAACACAGGAAUUGUAACCAAGCAACCAAGCAUGGUGCAAGGCAUGAAGCCGGAGAACUAUGUAGUGAAACCAGAGAAUCUUGGGGAAUCUCCCGAUUAUAUCGAUUGCCCCUACUGCAAAUCACGCCAGAAAACUGAGACGCGCCAUCAACAUACCAGCCAGACGUCGCUUGCGGCGGCUGUCUGCUGUCUCUGCUGCGGCAUACUUCCUGUGUUUAUACCGUUUGUGUGCAAUUGGUGCUCUGAUCUUGACCACUACUGCGAGAAUUGCAAGAAGCGUGUCGCGCAUCAACCUCACGAGGGCAAGAUGGAGGCUGUAUUGCCGCCAGUUUCUACUGCGACAACAGGAGCAGACUCUAGAUAUCAGUCGAGUCAGUACGCCGACAUGAGCAAGCAGUCUCAGCAAAAACUGGAGCCCACAGUGGCCUAA